This is a messenger RNA of Acaromyces ingoldii, 364 nucleotides long. RefSeq lists its product as hypothetical. NCBI's taxonomy places the organism in Eukaryota, Fungi, Basidiomycota, Exobasidiomycetes, Exobasidiales, Cryptobasidiaceae. The record is from RefSeq and is a predicted model, not a curated record. The transcript has a single exon. Bases 32 to 364 code for a protein of 110 amino acids.
CUUCGACAUAAAGAAAGCAGCAUAAGCUAACAUGUCCUCGUCUUCGCGUAAAGACAACAAGGAGCUCGAGUCUGAGCAGAAGAACAUCAAGCUCAAGCCCGAGGAGCUCAAGGACACCGACGCCGAGGAUGAGUUCAAAAGUGAAGGGGGCAAGUUCAAGAAGCAGCACAACCAGAGCGGCUCGGACCCGUCAUCGCAGAGCGCAGGCAUCGCCGGUGGAGCCAAGCCGACGAACGAGGACUUGGAAAAGGAGCAAAAGAGUACAAAGCUCAGGCCAGACGAGCUCAUGGACACGGAUGUCGAGGAAGAAUACAAGGGCGAAGGCGGCAAGUUCAAGAAGAACAAUGGCAAGUCGAAGCUCUGA